This is a messenger RNA of Colius striatus (speckled mousebird), 1821 nucleotides long. It is a transcript of the gene TCERG1L, whose product is annotated as transcription elongation regulator 1 like. The coding region runs from base 1 to 1821 and encodes 606 amino acids. The record is from RefSeq and is a predicted model, not a curated record. NCBI's taxonomy places the organism in Eukaryota, Metazoa, Chordata, Aves, Coliiformes, Coliidae. Gene Ontology annotation, molecular function: transcription coregulator activity; RNA polymerase binding. Gene Ontology annotation, cellular component: nucleus. The transcript has 13 exons.
AUGCUGCCGCCUCCCGCCGCUUCGCGCCCGCCGCCGCUGCUCUGGCCGCCCCCCGCCGCCGCCGAGCCCCCGUGGGCCUGGGUGGUCCCGGCCGCCGCGGGGCUGCUCAGGGUCGGCGCUGCCGCCGGGGCUCCCCCCCCGCCCCCGCCGCCGCUGCUGCUCCCGGCGCCGCCGCCCCCCGCCGCGCUCCUGCGGGCGGCCCCGGGCUGGCGCCUGCCCGCCGACCCGCUGCUGCCGCUGCUCGCCGCCGCCGACCAGCGCGCUGCCGGGCUGCUCCACGGACAGUGGAUAUUUGGAGCUCACUCCCCUGUCGUAGGAUUCUCACCUUCCUCCAGCGUGGAGUUUGUUCCCGUUUUCCCGCCCGUGUACACGACGGUUCCUCCUCACGCUGGGAAAAACUGGGUUGAUAAAAGGCUGCCCAACUGCAAAAUAUACCUGAAUAAUGCAUUUGCUGUGGACUCAGCCUGGAUCCAUCCUGAGGAAUCGAGAUUCUUCCAGGGAAAUGAGAAACCUCUGCUAAUGACAAAUCAAGUAGCUAUGGCUAUAGCCAGGCCAGCUGCUGCCUCCAGGCCUCUUCCCACAGUCGUGUUGGCACCUCAGCUGAUACCAGGUGGUUGCCAGAACAGCCUGAAACCGGUCGGCGGCAAUCAGGCCCUGGCGCUGGCCGCCAUGGUGUCGGUGGAGGCCGAAGUGCCGCAGGGCCUGUCGGGGCCCGGCGUCCAGCCCUGCCACGUCCUCACCUUGUCCCCCAUCAAAAUUCCCGUUCUGGCUUCGCCUUUUCCAGGUUCUGCUUCCAGAGUGGAUGCUCAUGUGGGCCCUUUGAUGCCAACACAAGUCACCCGGGUAACCGCUGUGUCCGCUCCGGCCGUGACCUUCAUGGCGACCAACUUGAUGGAUCCGACCGCAGCAGAUACCGGCAAAGAAUCGAGCAGAUCCUCGUGCCCACCAACGCUGAUUCUACAGGCGGAGAGGAAGAGCGCGCCCGCGGGCAGCGACGGCGACAAGGAUCAUUCUUUUAAACUGCUAACUGAGGAUGACAGCACAUCAAGCGGCAACAAGCCCGUGGCAUCCACGCCAGUGCCGGGAUCGCCAUGGUGUGUAGUCUGGACUGGAGAUGACCGGGUCUUCUUCUUCAACCCUACAAUGCAGCUGUCAGUGUGGGAGAAGCCGGUGGACCUGAAGCACCGUGGUGACAUCAACCGGAUCAUUGAGGAUCCUCCUCACAAGCGCAAGCUGGAAGCUGCAGCAACAGAUAAAUGUGUUAGUUCUUGUCCAGGGGAUGAAAAUGAUGAUCUUAGCGUCAAAACAAAGAGAAAUAAAACAGAAGAUUCCCAAGCUGCUGACCAGGUGAAGGCUGAAGUGGAGGAGAAGAAUGAGGAAACAUCCUCCCCUCAGGUCACACCUCCCCUGGAAGAGCGCAUCACUCACUUCCGAGACAUGCUUCUGGAGAGGGGGGUUUCAGCGUUUUCUACGUGGGAAAAGGAGUUACACAAAAUAGUGUUUGAUCCACGCUACCUUCUGCUGAAUUCAGAGGAACGUAAACAGAUAUUUGAACAGUUUGUCAAGACCAGGAUCAGAGAAGAGUACAAAGAAAAGAAAAACAAAUUGUUGUUAGCCAAAGAAGAGUUUAAAAAGCUCCUUGAAGAAUCCAAGUUAUCACCAAGAACGACGUUUAAGGAGUUCGCAGAGAAGCACGGACGGGAUCAGCGGUUUCGGCUUGUCCAGAAGAAGAAGGACCAAGAGCAUUUUUUCAAUCAGUUCAUACUUAUCCUUAAAAAGAGGGACAAAGAAAACAGGAUACGGCUACGGAAAAUGAGAUAA